AUGGGGAGAGGGAAAAUAGAGAUAAGGAGGAUAGACAAUUCGACGAGUAGGCAGGUGACGUUCUCCAAGCGGAGGAAUGGACUCCUAAAGAAAGCAAAAGAGCUGGACAUCCUUUGCGACGCCGAGGUUGGGAUCAUCGUCUUCUCCAACACCGGAAAACUCUACAAUCUCGCAAGCUCCAAACAAAAGUCGUCGCAUUCCCAACGUUGA
Molecule: messenger RNA, 210 nt
Organism: Linum trigynum
Lineage: Eukaryota; Viridiplantae; Streptophyta; Magnoliopsida; Malpighiales; Linaceae
Source: the annotation of a GenBank genome assembly